AUGUCGUCGGACGAAGAUCCCGAUAUUGAAGUCCACCUGUUGAUUCAAAAAUUUCUUAUCGUGAGCCUGCCACCGUGUCGUUGGUUUCCCAAUGUUCCCGUAAGUAAGUCAUCAUUUGAAAUUAACGGCAUUGAUGUCAACCUGUUGAUUCAAAACACUUCUUAUCGGCCGCCCGAUUACCUAACCCUGAAUAUUCUGGACGGUCUGACGAGACAGUAG
Messenger RNA from Macrosiphum euphorbiae (potato aphid), 219 nucleotides. Lineage: Eukaryota; Metazoa; Arthropoda; Insecta; Hemiptera; Aphididae. The record is from the annotation of a GenBank genome assembly.